This is a messenger RNA of Purpureocillium takamizusanense, 910 nucleotides long. RefSeq lists its product as uncharacterized. Lineage: Eukaryota; Fungi; Ascomycota; Sordariomycetes; Hypocreales; Ophiocordycipitaceae. The coding region runs from base 98 to 667 and encodes 189 amino acids. The transcript has a single exon. The record is from RefSeq and is a predicted model, not a curated record.
CCGAUAUCCCCCCAAUUGAACCACAUCGUCAUAACGCAGCCGUCGCGCCAGCAAGGCCCAGUUCGCUCAAAAAACGCAUUUCCGUGGUUUCUCUACAAUGUCAUUACAUUCGGCCACGUGUUCUUCCGCUCCGGAUCCGUCUCGAGCCCGCGCCCACCACCGCCAGUUGCGCCUGCGCCCGUGCCCUCCUCGUCUGCCCCUUCACCGGCAGGGCCCAAUUCGCCCAAAAGAAGGGGCUUUCGCCUUUUUCUCACAAUGUCAUGACAUCGGGGAAGGGAUGGAGGGACUUGUGUUGCUCCAGCUCGCGCCGGGCGGCCCGCGCCCGUUGCUAACUUUGGUAGGUAGAAGAGGUUGUAGGGUGUAUGCGGCCCAUGACUGUGAGGCCCAAAAAGGGCCGCCGCCCGCGAUGCCCUCUCGCACGUGGCGUCACCCGUCUGAGGUUUUCUUCUGCGAGCGCGCUGUGACGAGCGAGUCGGGCGGCAUCAUCAAGAGCUCGUCACCGGUGGGGUCUUGUUUCCUCGAACUGAGACCGGGCUUUGGCGGCGCAGGCUCUCUCGGUCGGGCUGAAGAGGGUGGCGGCGGCGGCGACCCGGGUGGUGCCUUGGCCGGAAGUCUGGCUAGGCUGCCGUCCACGGCCCCGGCCCCGGCCCCUGCCGCAAGGCUGUGAGGCUCGAGGCCGUGCGGCCUGGCUUGGCUUCGUUAUGUAUUGUCCGCUUCGGCGUUGGUCGUUGUUGGCGGCAGCGGUCAGGUAUCGUGGGACCUUGAGAUCUAUGUAUGUCUCUAGCCAGGGCCCGCGAGAGAGGUAUUUAACGGCGUCGUGAGGCGGCUUCGUGCGGCGUGGUGCAGCUUUGAGAGGCGUUGGGCCGCCGUACCAAUAGCACUACUCCUUUUAUUUUCAUCAUGUUUUCGG